Messenger RNA from Lycium barbarum (goji berry), 8891 nucleotides. RefSeq lists its product as uncharacterized. NCBI's taxonomy places the organism in Eukaryota, Viridiplantae, Streptophyta, Magnoliopsida, Solanales, Solanaceae. The coding region runs from base 317 to 8617 and encodes 2766 amino acids. Gene Ontology annotation, molecular function: ATP binding; protein binding; helicase activity. The record is from RefSeq and is a predicted model, not a curated record. The transcript is spliced from 16 exons.
GCUUAUUAAGAAAGCACUACAGAGGACUAACUUGGAUUACGAUGAAAAUAUAGAGAAAGAUAAAAGAAAGCUUAUUAAGAAAGCACCACAGAGGACUAACUUGGAUUACUAUGAAAAUAUAGAGAAAGAUAAGGAAAGUUUUUGAUCAUUCCUUUGAGUAUCUUUUCUUUGUUAGUGCUUAAUUUGUACUGCUACAUAUUACUAUCAAGGUGUGUUUGAGAAGAAUUAAUCUGGUUGAAUAGUAGAUUUGAGUGAUCUUUUUUUUGGAUGGGAGGGGGUUCUUCUACGGAGAAGAAGAAGAUUGCAUGGCCUAAAGAUGAUUUUAUUGAUUUGGUCCUCUCAUGGUCUAUCAAAGAUAUUUUUGAUGACACUCUAUAUCAACAUCAGCCAAGGGUCUUUCGAAAAUAGCCUCCCUACCUUCCAAGGUGGGGGUAAGGUCCGCGUACACUUUACCCUCCCCAGACCUCACGUUGUGGGAUCCAACUGGGUGGAGAAGAUUCCACAAUCAUUUGAAUCAGCAGAGCAUUACAUUGGCUCUUUCUUCUUCCCAUUACUUGAAGAAACACGAGCGGACAUUGCUUCUUCCUUGAAAGACAUAGUCAAAGCACCAUUUGCUGAAUUAAUCUCCUUUGAUGAAGUAGAGCCAAAUGGAGCUUUUGAUGUUAAGGUUGACUAUUGGAGGAAUAAAUGUAGUGAUGGUCGGGUGCCUUAUAGGACAUCGCCAGGAGAUAUUGUUGUUAUCUCGAAAGCUAAACCCGAAGCUGCUAAUGACCUGCAGCGAUCGGGAUAUUGGACAUUUGCGUCUGUUAUUGAUGCCAAUGAGAAUGAUGCAUUGGUUAAUUUUAAAGUCAGAGUUCCUCCAUAUAGCGGAAUUGUUAAGGGAAUGCGACAAUCGUGCCAUAUAGCGUUUUUGGUGAAUGUAAUGCCAAACAACAGAGUCUGGGACGCGUUGCGUAUGAGAAAGAAUUUGAAUAUGAUUGAGAAAGUCCUGCACCCUGUGCCCGAGAAACGGAUCGGACAGAAAUGUGAUGUUUGUUCCACAUCCAUUAAUGAUGAAUCAGUUGGAGCAGUUGCGUGUAAUCUGUUGUCCAAGUUGAACAAUUCGCAGGCUAGUGCAAUACUUACCUCUCUUGCCAACGUGAAGUGUCGCCACAAGGCUUCCGUUGAACUUAUUUAUGGUCCACCUGGUACAGGAAAGACUAGGACGCUAAGUGCAAUGCUCGUUACACUACUGCGAAUGAAGUGUAGAACCAUUACUUGUGCCCCAACGGACGUAGCUACAGCCCGAGUUGCUUCAAAGUUGGUUCAACUGGUUCAGGAGACGUAUAAGAAUGAAUUUGAUGGCUUUUGUCCUUUGGGUGAUAUUCUGUUGUUUGGGAAUAAUAACUGUGAUGAUGGUGAAGAUAUUGCGGAGAUUUCCCUCGAUUAUCGUGUUGGCAGGUUGGUGGAGUGCCUUGCACCAAUGACUGGUUGGAAUCACUGUGUAAGUUCUAUGAUUAAUUUUCUGGAGGAACUCAGUGAGCAAGAGGAAGCUCCGAAGGUAAAGGUGAAAAACAGCUCAUUGAUAGAUUUUUCCCAGUUUAGUUCGAUAGCUUCAUCUCUUCGGAAAUUUUUGCUUACAAUCUGUACCCAUGUACCUAUACGGUUUCUUCGAGGAGAAAACGUUGAAAGCAUAGUGCGCGCUCUCUCCCUACUUAAUUCUCAUGAGAGGAUGUUAUUUCAUAAGAAUGCUGCUUCUAAGUCCCUUGUUCUUCUAAAAGAUCUUCAGAAAUCUCUUGGGAAACUGGAUUUUCCUACUGCGACGAGAAAGGAUCGGAUAACGGAGUUCUGCAUCCAAAUGGCUUUCUCGGUUUUUUCUAGUGCUUCUACUUCAUAUAAGCUACAUUCAGUGGAUAUGGAACCAUUUGACUUAUUGGUUGUUGAUGAUGCCUGCCAGUUGAAGGAGUGUGAAGCGGUCAUACCUCUUCAACUUCGAGGUUUGAGGCACACUGUUCUGGCCGGAGGAGCGUGCCAAUUGUCAACAUUAGUGAAGAGUAGAAUUUCUCGUGAAGUUGGCUUCGGAAGGAGCUUGUUCGAAAGACUCAUUUCAUUAGGUCAUUCCAAGCACCUGCUUAACGUACAGUACAGAAUGCAUCCUUCCAUUAGCCAGUUCCCAAAUUCAAUUCUCUAUGGUAAACAGAUCCUCGAUGCCCCUGAUGUAAAGUGUAAAGCCUACGAGAAAAUAUAUCUUAAAGGACAGUGUUUUGCCCCCUACACCUUUAUAAAUGUACCAUGGGGAGAAGAGGAGCUGGAUAAUCUCGGGCACAGGCGAAAUUUGGUUGAGGUUGCUUUGGUAAUGCAGAUAGUGCAGAGCUUGUUCAAAGCUUGGAAUACGUCCAACAAGAAACUCAGCAUUGGUGUUAUAUCGCCUUAUGCUGCUCAAGUUUUGGCCAUACAAGAUAGACUUGGGCAGAAGUAUAAUAACCAUGCACAUUUCGAAGUUAACGUGAAGACAGUUGACAGGUUUCAGGGAGGGGAAAAUGAUAUUGUAAUAAUAUCUACAGUGAGGUCUAACAGGGAUGGCUCCAUUGGCUUCUUGUCUAGUCUUCAUUGGACUAAUGUUGCUUUGACCAGGGCUCGGCAUUGUCUCUGGAUAUUGGGCAAUGAGCAAAUGAUGCUUGAUAGCAAUACCAUCUGGGAAGCACUAGUUCUCGAUGCCAAGGAUCGUCUGUGCUUCUUUCAUGCAGACGACGAUACGGACAUGAGGAAAACACUUUUAGAUGUGAAGAAAGAACUUGAUCAAUUGGAUGAUUUUCUAAGUGGGGAUAGUAUUCUAUUCAAAGAACAAAGAUGGAAGGUAGUGUUCAGCGACAAUUUUAGAAAAUCAUUUCGUAAGUUGGCAUCCUCGUGCUUGAGAAAGUAUGUGUUAACUCUUCUGGUUAAGCUUGCUAGUGGAUGGCGUCCAAAGAGAAAUAAGGUGGAGUUAGUUUGUGAAAGCUCAACUCAAGUUGUAAAGCAGUUCAAGGUGGUUGAAGGGCGUUACAUCGUUUGUACUGUUGAUAUUCAGAAAGAGGAUUUUUAUACACAAGUUCUAAAGGUUUGGGAUAUUUUGCCUUUGGAGGAGGUUGCCGAGUUUUUGAAACGACUCGAUGCAAUAUAUUUAAUGUACACUAAAGAAUUCAUCAACCUCUGUAAGGAGAAGCAUUUUAAGGGGGAUUGGGAAGUCCCAAAGAGUUGGGAGAUUCAUCAUGAAAUUGUUCAGUAUAAAAAGGGUACUCAAAGAAGAUUGAGCCGUGACUCGAAUGGUGCACUCAAUGACGUUGGUUAUCUUGAAAAAUCAAGAGUGAGUGAAAGCUUCUUGUUGAUGAAGUUUUACUCCUUAUCAUCUGGUAUGGUCACUCAUUUGCUCUCCGAUCGAUACGGUGAAGAAGUAGAUAUCCCUUUUGAAGUUACUAAUGAAGAGAGGGAGAUAAUCCGUUUCAGUAAAAGUAGCUUCAUCCUUGGCCGCUCAGGCACCGGGAAAACUACCGUGUUGACAAUGAAGUUAUUCCAGAAGGAGCAACAUUACCAUAGUUCCGUUCACGGGCUAAGUGUAGCUGAGGGAAAUGAGAUAAGUCAAUCUGCGGGGGAGACAAGAAUUCGACUAUUCGAGGAAAAUGAAGAGGACCAAUGUCUCGGAGAGACUAGCAAGACUACUUUGCACCAGCUAUUUGUGACAGUUAGUCCUAAACUAUGUUAUGCUGUUAACAAGCAAGUUUCUCAGCUGAAAAGGUUUGCUCUUGGUGGAAGUUUCUGGGCCGAAAGCAGCUUUGAAACUGAUGAUUUGGAUGGAAUGACACACUUUAGGGACAUACCGAAUUCUUUUAUUGCCGUUCCAUACAAAAAAUAUCCUCUUGUGAUAACAUUCCAUAAAUUCUUAAUGAUGCUUGAUGGAACUAUAGGUUCUUCCUACUUCGAUAGAUUUAACUUGAAGUGGAAGCUUUCCAAGGACAAAAGCUUGAGGGCAGUUUCCCUAGAGACAUUCAUAAGAGAGAAGGAGAUCAACUAUGACCGCUUCUGUUGCUUGUAUUGGCCUCACUUUAGAAGUCAGUUGACCAAGAAUCUUGAUCCUUCAAGGGUCUUUACUGAAAUAAUGUCUCAUAUAAAAGGUGGGCUGCAUGCUGGGGAUUUUCUUGAUGGGAAGCUUAGCAGAGACGCUUAUGUUUCUAUGUCUGAACAUCGGGUCUCCAAUUUAAGUGAGGAAAAAAGAGAGGGAAUUUAUGAUAUUUUUCAAACUUAUGAAAAGAUGAAGAUGACGCGUGGUGAAUUUGAUCUAUCUGAUUUAGUUAAUGAUCUUCAUCUUCGACUAAAAUGUUGUCAUCUGGAUGGUGACAAAAUGGACUUCGUAUAUGUUGAUGAAGUUCAAGAUUUGACAAUGAGACAGAUCUCUCUUUUCAAAUACAUUUGCAGAAAUGUUGAUAAAGGAUUUGUUUUUUCUGGGGAUACGGCCCAGACGAUUGCCAGGGGGGUAGAUUUUCGUUUUGAAGACAUAAGAAAUCUAUUUUACACUGAGUUUGUCAUGAAAUCAAAGGGUGAUGCCAGAAGAAAAGAUAAAGGACACAUAUCUAGUGUUUUUCAGUUGCUUCAGAACUUCCGUACGCAUACUGGUGUACUUCAACUUGCUCAAAGUGUGAUCAAUCUACUUGCUCAUUAUUUCCCUCAGUCUGUAGAUGUCUUGAAACCUGAAACAAGUCUUGUAGAUGGUGCGGCUCCAGUUUUGCUCAAGCCGGGAGAUGAUGAAAAUGCUAUUAAAACUAUUUUUGGGAACAAGGGAAAUAACAGUGGAAAACUGGUAGGCUUUGGUGCGGAACAAGUAAUAUUAGUACGUGAUGAAUCUGCAAAAAAAGAAAUCACUCAUUAUGUUGGGCAGAGAGCGCUUGUUUUGACCAUAGUUGAGUGCAAAGGCCUGGAGUUCGAGGAUGUUCUCAUGUACAAUUUCUUUAGCUCAUCGCCACUUGGGAAUCAGUGGAGAGUCGUAUAUGAGUACAUGAAAGAGCAAAGUUUAGCCGAUUUGUCCUUCCCAAGUUUCUGUGAUGCGAGACAUAAUAUCUGGUGUUCUGAGCUAAAGCAACUUUACGUGGCUAUCACUCGAACGAGGCAAAGAUUGUGGAUCUGUGAAAGUGUAGAUGAGUUUUCCAGGCCUAUGUUUGACUACUGGAAAAUGUUGUCUCUUGUGGAAGUAAGGGAGGUCGAUGAUUUCAUUGCAGAUACAAUGCAAACUUUUAGCACUCCGGAUGAGUGGAAAUCAAGAGGAUUGAAGCUAUUUUGGGAGAAAAAUUAUAAGAUGGCGCUAAUGUGUUUCAAGAAAGCGGGAGAAACAAAUUGGGAGAGAAGGGCAAAGGCAGCUGGCCUCAGGGCAACUGUUGAACAAAUUCGUUAUACAGACCCCGAAAAGGCUCGUACCUGUCUUCUGGAGGCUGCUGAGAUAUUUUAUUCCAUUGGCCGGUUUGAGUCUGCAGCGGAGUGUUUUUAUGACUUGGAGGAUUAUCAGCGAGCAGGAAAUAUUUAUUUGCACAAGUGUGGUGCACUAUUAAAGGCUGCUGAAUGUUUCUUACUGGCCGGCCGCUACAAGCAAGCAGCACGAGUUUAUGCAAAAGGAAAUUAUUUCACAGAGUGCCUGUCAGCUUGUACCAAAGGAAAAUGUUACUACUUAGGUCUGGAAUAUAUCGAGGACUGGAAGCAGAAUGCCCUUCAGCGUACUAAUGCUGGGAAAACUGAUGAAAUUGGAAAGAAGUUCCUUGAGAAUUGUGCAUAUAAUUAUUUUGAGCUCAAGGACACAGCUUCCAUGAUGAAAUUUGUCAAAGCUUUCCCGUCGAUGGACAUGAAGCGAAAAUUCUUAAUGUCUCGAAAGUGCCUCGACGAGCUGCUUCUUUUAGAAGAAGAAUCAGGAAACUUUGCUGAAGCAGCGGAAAUAGCAUGGCUGAAUGGUGAUAUUCUUUGUGAAGCUGAUCUUCUCGGGAAGGGAGGGGAUUUCGAUAAGGCGUGCUCACUCGUCCUUUUAUAUGUGCUCUCUCACUCCUUAUGGAUGGACGGAAGCGAAGGUUGGCCUUUGAAAUCGUUCGUGCGAAAGGAUGAACUCCUAAAGAAGGCGACGUCGUUCGCGAAGCAUGGGUCAAAUUUUGAAACCAUGUGCACUGAGAUUAAAGUUUUAGCACGUGAGUCAGCUGACUGGUCCGACUUGAAGCAUAUAUUCAGUUCCUCUCAGAAAAGUAAAAGUUUCCUUGGUGAAAUGUUGUGCUGUAGAAAAAUCUUGGAUUUUCAUAUUCGAGUGGAUGUAAAGAAGUAUGUUUGGGAUGAUAAGUUAUUGGGCAAUCUACAUGAUUUGGAAGAACUGAUUUCGUGCUGCCAGGUUAGUGUUGGGACAAUGCUUCACUUUUGGAAUUCGUGGAAGAAGAAUGUCAUCGAUGUUCUUGAUUCUAUCCAGUGCCUCGGAGACGUAAAUUAUGGUGAAUUCAAGGAGAUUGGAGAAUUCUGCCUAAAAUACUUUGGCGCAAGGCAGCAGAUGAAUGGUCUCAACAUUACGUAUGUUCUGCUUCAUCCAGCAGCCGAAUGGGUCAAAAACAUUCAAAACUUUGUCAUUAAACGGAACAAACAGAUGGUUUUUGUUGAUGCUCGGCAUUUUAUUUCUGCUGCCCGGACUCAUUGGCAUACAGAAUUACUCGUAGUUGGUCUUAAAGUUCUCGAAACUCUUGCAUCCCUCUAUGAGUUGGCCGUAAAGUCAAUGCCUCUGUUUUGCCAGAGCAUGUGCCUACUAAAUGUGUACGAGAUCGCAAAGUUUUUGUUGGAUUCCGAACACCAUGAUGGGAGAAUACAUAACUUUCUGAUAUUGUCUGGAAAAUACUUUGAAAAGAUAUUUCCCCUCGAUCCCCGACAAUCAAUGGUGGACAGUAUGAUUGUUCUAAGGAGAACAAAGCUUUCAUGUGACGUACUUCAAGAAUUCAUUGUUCGAGACAUUGGCACCAGUGAUCUUCUUAGUUAUGGACAGAUUGGAAGGAUAGUGAUGAUAUGGCUUGCUUCUGGCAAUCUUUCCGAGGAGCUGUACAAGAAAGUUGUUGGAAGAAUCCCAUCGGAUGUUCCUUGGAAGUCAUUCUUUGAAACUCUCAAUUGCAUGAAACAGAGGGAAUGUAUGGAAGAUUUUGAGUCAGGCGAUUCUGUUGGAGGAAAAUUGUUGGAAUUUCAAGAAGUUCUAUCGAGCGACGGUAAUCUUGAAUGUUCUGAGGGAUCUUCAAACAAUGCGGCGGAAACUAUGGAGGUUACGUUAUUGCGGGAAUUUUGUGAUGCUUUGCAGGAUACCUUUAGCGCAAAUUGGAUGAAAAUAGAUGACUUUUUCUCCCCAGUGUGCUUCUUGUAUCUUCUUGAGCGCUUCCUGAUUUUGGUAUCUCAAUAUCGUGGAAUCUUCUUCACUGCAAAAUCUUCAUUUGUGGAGUGGCUGAUAUCUGAGCAAUUUGAAGCCCGAAAGACUUCCACACAUGCAAUUAACACACAGCUUCUAGAAGAAUUUUAUGAUUCCGUACUCGUGAUGGUGCAAGAAUUGAUUUAUGAUAAAGCAGGUACAGUUAAGUGGAUUGCACGAUCGAGAAUUAACAUUCAUGUGUACUAUAAGCAAAUGUUUUUGAGACUGGUUCUUGUCCUGUGCUUACUGUGUGUGAACUGUUGGAAAUACUAUGAUGUUCUUUUCAAAGUACUCAGUAUCGAUGAUGUUAGGAACCAGCUUCCGGAGGAACUUUAUGACAUUCUUCAGCGAGGAAUGGAGAUUAAUUACGUUCAGAUAAAUGAUUUUGGAGAAGCUUUUGAAAAGUGUGGAGAUUCUCUUUUGGUUGUCACCCUUGGUGAGAUUGUUACGGAAGUCGAGUGUCCCAAUGUUGUUUCGGUGCAGUUGGGAACAAACUGCAGCAGAGAAGAUAUCUUGAGUUUGUUGCUUCCACCUAGAACUGACAGUUCACUAGUUCAAACUGUCACUGUUCCGGAAGUCAUGUCUGAUCCAUCCGCGAAAAUUUCCGUAAUUUCUGGUGAUCAACCAAACAGUUUGGCAAUGCUACCUUCGGCAGUUACUUCCGUGUCAGAUCAACAGAUGAAUUGGGCCGUGUUUCAGGAAAUAUCGAAUGUCUUGAAGUCUAUUGGCAAUGAUGGCUGUGGAACCUCUGCACUUGACUUAACGGUUAAUCUGAAGGAGGAAAUGAAUGCUAAUAUGAACUUCUUGACGGGUGCAAUUAAUCUGUGCUCGGGGAAGAAACUUUAUGCUGGCGAGGACAUGAUGGAGGAAGCGUGUAAUAUGCUUCAGGAGCUGUUACAACUCAAUUCAUUAAUGAAUAAAAGCACUCUGGAACAAGAAAGCAUUGAACAAUUGCUAAAGAGCAUUCUGUCAAAAAAGCCCAAGCUAGAAGCUUUCUUGAAUCAGCUCAUCGUGCCUAAGGAUGUAAGUGUCGCGUUAGAGAACCAACGCGCGGAGAAACUUGAUGUAGCAUGUAAUGAAGUUGCUUUGACGGAUCUUCUUCCAUCUGUCAGUACUUUUGAGACCCGAGGCGGUGACCAGGGUGCUGGAAAGCAGGGAAAAGGAAAAGGGAAGUACAAGAAACGAAAAGGUAAAAGGAGGAAUUAAGUGAACAUGAAACCAUAGCGUAUAGUGAGCAUGAUAUGGCUUAUUACUGCACUUUUUGUGUAAUUUCUUUGUGUUGUGAAUAUAGUGAGUUGAAAUGAGUUUUGUCUGGUGUUUUAGAGGAAAUGUUAUGAGAUAUAGUCAAGUUAAAAGGGGUAAAAAAAGCCUACUUUGCAUUUUUUUUUUUUUUUGCUGUGAUUUAUACAGUGAGUUGAAACGAACUCUUUUCUCUUUGAGUGAUUCUAAGGAUGUGGUUGGUUAAAAAUUCCUAAAGUAA